Messenger RNA from Cinclus cinclus, 1983 nucleotides. RefSeq names its product WD repeat domain 46 (gene WDR46). Gene Ontology annotation, cellular component: 90S preribosome; small-subunit processome; nucleolus. The record is from RefSeq and is a predicted model, not a curated record. Gene Ontology annotation, biological process: maturation of SSU-rRNA from tricistronic rRNA transcript (SSU-rRNA, 5.8S rRNA, LSU-rRNA). NCBI's taxonomy places the organism in Eukaryota, Metazoa, Chordata, Aves, Passeriformes, Cinclidae. Gene Ontology annotation, molecular function: protein binding.
AUGGACGGCGGCGUGUCCGGGAGGAAGGACCCGUUCCCCGGGCCGGCGCCGGUGCCGCGUCCCAGAGUGAAGCGGUUCCUGCGGGGCGCGGAGGAGAAAGAGCCCCGCGCCGUCGCCCCCCGGCUCCGCUGGCACCUGAAAAAUUUGGAAAAUCGGGAAAAUUCGGCGGCGGAAAAGGCGGCGAGAUGGGAACCGCUCCUGCCCGAGGAACCGGGGUUCCUGGAGGCAGAUCCGGGCCAGGACAGCUGCAGGAUCUCACAGCAGGAAAUCGCCGAGGCCGUGGACAUCAGCAGUGCCUGCAAGCACUUUGAGCUGCGCCUGGAGCAGUUCGGGCCCUACCGGUUGGAUUACACCCGCAACGGCAGGCACCUGUUACUGGGAGGGCUCCGUGGUCACGUGGCCGCCCUGGACUGGGCCCAGCGGCGCCUCCUGUGCGAGUUCAGCACCAUGGAACCAGUGCGGGACCUCUGCUGGCUGCACUGCGAGUCGCUGCUGGCGGUGGCGCAGCGCCGCUUCCUCCACGUCUACGACAGCCAGGGCCUGGAGCUGCAGGCUCUGCCCGCGUUCCGGGGAAUUCUGCACCUGCAAUUCCUGCCCUACCACUUCCUGCUCGCCGCCGUGAGCGACCGGGGUCUGCUCCAUUUCCUCGACGUCUCCGUUGGCCGCGAGGUCUCCACGCUCCGGAGCCGUAACGGCCGCGCCUCCGCCUCGGCCCAGAACCCGGCCAGCGCCGUCCUGCACCUGGGACACGCCAACGGCUCCGUGUCCCUGUGGGCUCCCGGCGUCUCCGAGCCCGUGGGGCGGCUCCUCGCUCACCGCGGCUCCGUGCGCGGCCUCGCCGUCGACGCCUCCGGAAGGCUCAUGGCCACGUCGGGGCUGGACAAGAAAAUCCGAAUUUUCGACCUGAGGAAUUUUGGGAUUCUCCAGGAAUGGGGGAACCCCCUGGGAGCCUCCGGGCUCAGCUUCAGCCAGAGGGGGCACCUGGCUGCUACCUGGGGGGAGCUGCUCCAGGUUUACCCCAGGUCGGAUCUGGGGUCCCCCCCCAGGCCGUUCCUGCGGCACCGAGCCCCAGCCCCGGCUCGGGGCCUUCUCUUCUGCCCCUUCGAGGACGUGCUCGGGGUCGGCCACGGGCUGGGCUUCAGCAGCCUCCUGGUGCCAGGCUCGGGGGAGCCAAAUUUGGACGCUCUGGAGAACAAUCCCUUCCGCAGCCGCCGCCAGCGCCAGGAGUGGGAGGUCAAAGCCCUGCUGGAAAAGAUUCCCUGGGAGCUGCUGACCGAUCCUUCUCUGCUCUCCCGCGUGGACGAGGCCGGGCUGGAGCAGAAACGGCGCGAGAGGAUCCAGCGCCUGGGAUUUGACCCCAAUUCCAAAGGGAAAUUCCGACCCCGGAAGCGCCGCAAGGGGAGGGACCCCGAGCUCCGCAAGCGCCAGGUGGCGCACGAGGAGCAGAGGGCCCGGAUCCGGCAGAGUUUGGAGCAGAAGGAAAAGGAAAAAAACGAGGAAGAACCCCCAAAAAAAAGAGGAAAAAAGGAAGGGGAAAAAACCCCAAAAAACGAGAAAAAAUUUGGGGGGAAACCCGCAAAAAAAAGGAAAAAAACUGGGAAGGGCCCCAAAAAAACGGGGAAAAAACUGGGGAAAACUCCCGAAAAAAUCAGGAAAAAGAGGUGGGAAAACCCCAAAAAAUCGGGAAAAAAAUUGGGGGGAAACUCCAAAAAAUGGGGGAAAAAACGGGAGGGAACCCCAAAAAGAAGAAGGGGAACCCUGCCCCAAAACUCGGGGGGAAAGCCCCGAAAUUUGGGGGUUCCCCCCCAAAAAAGGGGGCCCUGGAGAGGUUCAAGAAAUAAAAAUGGGGGUGGGGUGGGGUGGGGGAGGGGAGGGCAGCGAUUUUUGGGAUGUCCGGAGAGGCGCUGCCCCCCGACCAUGACGUCACGGGCAGUGGCGUCACAGCCUGAUGACGUCACCCCGAUGACGUCACGCCCCGAGUAA